UAAUUUGGCGAAAAUUGAAUUUCGUAAGAUCUGAAAGGGUGUAAGAUCGAAUUAUGAGAGUUGAAAUAGAAAUUUAUUCCAAAAGCACUGCUUACUGAAGUUCCCACUUCCCAUGAUCCCGCGCUUAUUCGAAGAUGGAAACCAAACCACUACAGAGUCUCUGACAUCAGAAAAAAUGGAACCGAUCAUCCUCUCCGACGAAGACGACCCCACAACACCAUUCCCCGUUCAUUCUAAGAAACGCAGAACCUCACAACCCGAUCCACACCCUACCGUUUUCCUCAUCGACGAUGACCCCACUCCACAGAAGCAACAUCAUCUUCCUUCUUCUACACCUUCUCUCGUUGUUCCCGAGACUCCGUUCUCUCCUUUAUUUGAUUCCGAAAUUGCAAUUGUUAAAUGUACUUCCGCUCCUACAAAUGCAUCAGGAAUUAGUCAAAUGAUAUGUUUGGAAUCAGAUGAUGAACCUGAAAAUUCUGGAAUGGGAAAUUGGAAUGAGAAUGAGGAUGAAGCGAGGGGGUUAUUGUCUUCAUAUGAACCAAUUGUUGGAAAUUCGACAAGGACUUUUGAUUCGAUUGGGGCUGGAAGUUCUCAUGAGAGAUUUGUUUCGUGUGGAAAUGUUACUCAAGCUGAAAUGUCCGAGGACAAUCCUUCAAAUCCAACCUCCUCACAAGCGGAAGAGGAUCCUAAUGAGAGAAAUAUGAGCCUGGAGCAGGAAGAGAAUCCUAAUGAGAAAAACAUGAGCCAGGAGCAGAAAGAGAAUGUUGACAACAUGAAAAGUUCUAAAGUCUCCGCAAAGAGGGCAAACAAGGCAACUGGAAAAACAAAGAUGGCAAAAGAAGAAAGAAGUCGUUUGAUGGAAGAAAAGAAACUACUGAAGGAACAAGAGAAGUUAAAAAAAGAAGCUAUGAAGGCUGAAGCUGCAGAACUGAAAAAAAUUGAGAAAGAAAAGCAAAAGUGGGAAAAAGGGAAGUUUGCAAUGAAAUAUAUUGUUGCAGAAAUAGAUGCAAAGGUAGUUGAAUCAGGGUCAAUCGGAGGCCAUUUGCUUACUAGGUUUGCUGAAAAAGGGCUUACUUACCAUAUUACAUCAAAUCCUAUCUCAGGAUCAAUUUUAUGGUCUAUGAAAGUUCCUGAACAAAUUUCACAGCUUUCCACUGAACGAGUUGAGAUUCCAUAUGUCUUGCUAGUUUAUGAGGCCGACAAGUUUUGUAACCUCACCGUGAAUGACUCUAUUUUUGAUCAGCUCAACAGCAUUCGAAGUCAUUAUCCAGCUUAUACUGUUUGUUACCUCACAAACAGGUUAUUUUCUUACAUUAAUAAAAGGGAGCAGGAAAAAUACAAGAACCCUGAAAACAAUAGUUGUUGGAGACGUCCACCUGUUGAGGAGGUGCUUGCAAAACUAACGACUAAUUUCACCAAAAUACAUUCCAGGCAGUGUGUAGAUGAGGCUGAACUGGCUGAACAUGUUGCUGGUUUGACAUGCAGUCUGGCGUCUUGUCAGUUUAGAAAGAAAUUAACCCGGUUAUCUGUAAAUGCAAAUGGAUCUCUCGUUUCAAAGGAUAGUGUUGACCGGAAUUUAAUAAAGAAAUCCACGUGGUUAAAAGCUUUGGUUGCCAUCCCAAAGGUACAACCACGAUUCGCAAUUGCUAUUUGGAAAAAAUACCCAACCAUGAAGUCUCUGUUAAGUGUUUAUAUGGAUCCAACUAAAUCGGAGCACGAGAAGGAAUUUUUACUUAAAGACUUGAUGACAGAAGGUUUGCUUGGUGGUGACAGAAGGUUAGGUGAGGUUUGCUCAAAGCGAGUGUUUAGAAUUCUAAUGGCUCAAAAUGGAUCCAUCAGAACAGAUGAUGUCGAGAAUGGUGCUGAUUUCUUUGAGCGUUAAUCAAUCAUAAAGAACUUUGUCAAUAUAUAUUUAUUUCGUGUUUAAGAAAGUAUUUCAACGUGUGGGCUAUCAUUUCUAAAUUGCAUCUCAUUUGAACGUAUAGAAAUGAAUCAUGAUGGUUGUGUACAAUCAUGGACUUGGCAGGAGGUCCCGUGGACUUUUGACUUUCAGCUAACUUCCAUACGAUCAUAUGUCAUAUAUAUCUGAGGGGAGAUCCUCUGCACUUCA
Molecule: messenger RNA, 2110 nt
Organism: Medicago truncatula (barrel medic)
Lineage: Eukaryota; Viridiplantae; Streptophyta; Magnoliopsida; Fabales; Fabaceae
Product: crossover junction endonuclease EME1B
Exons: 12
Coding region: 113-1882 (589 amino acids)
Biological process (GO): DNA repair
Cellular component (GO): nucleus; Holliday junction resolvase complex
Molecular function (GO): DNA binding; nuclease activity
Source: RefSeq, a predicted model, not a curated record